Molecule: messenger RNA, 1044 nt
Organism: Ostrinia nubilalis (European corn borer)
Lineage: Eukaryota; Metazoa; Arthropoda; Insecta; Lepidoptera; Crambidae
Product: syntaxin-1A-like
Exons: 8
Coding region: 1-990 (329 amino acids)
Biological process (GO): vesicle fusion; exocytosis; intracellular protein transport
Cellular component (GO): plasma membrane; endomembrane system; SNARE complex
Molecular function (GO): SNAP receptor activity; SNARE binding
Source: RefSeq, a predicted model, not a curated record
AUGGGGUGCGAGCGGAGGAUCGGCCGGCCGCGGCCCGCGUGCGCUAUCAGCGCCGCUUAUCAGUGCGCGAUUAGAUCCCGCCGCGCGCGCACCGCCAUCGCGCCACGCCCGGCCAUGAGGAGCAAGGACCGCCUCGGCGAGCUGCAGCAACUGGCGAAUGGCGGCGUGUACUGCGCCACGGUGGAGCCGGCGCCGCCCGCCGCCGCCGCCGCCGCCGCUGCCGCCGAUGUUGACGACAUGUUCCUGGAGGUGGAGCGCAUGCGCGCGUGGGUGCACGAGCUCAACAGCAACACGCAGCUCGUGCGCCGCCUGCACGCCGACCCCACCUACCACACCAACCGCCACUUACAAGACCAAAUGGAUUCCGUGAUCACGCAGUCCAACGGCGUGGGUUUGAAAGUGUGCGGCGCGCUGCGGCAGUUCGAGGCGCGCGUGGCCGGCGCGGCGCACAGCAACGACGCGCGCGCGCGCAUCGCGCGUCUGCAGUACGCCUGCACGCGCCGCCUCUACGCCGACGCGCUGCACGCGCACCACGCGGCGCUGCGCGCGCUGCGCGACUCCCAGCUGCUGCUGCUGCACGAGCAGAUCAAACUCACUAACAUGACGAUAUCGGACGAAGAGUGCGAGAGCCUUCUGGACUCCAAUAACAUUUCGCUGUUCGUCGACAACGUGAAGGCGGAGACGGCGGAGGCGCGGCGCGCGCUGCGCGACGUGGAGGCGCGCCACGAGGAGCUGGCGCGCGUGGAGGCCGCGCUGGCCGGCCUGCGCGACCUGUUCCUGCAGCUGGCGCACCUCGUGGCCGCGCAGCAGGACCAGAUCGACAGCGUGGAGUACUACGCGCUGCAGGCCACCGGACACGUGGAGCUGGGCGGCCGCGAGCUGCUCAAGGGCACCGUCAGCCACGCCCGGGCCAAGAAGAAAAAGCUCGGCUUGGUGAUCUGCAUGGUGACGGGGAUAGCGAUAGUGCUCCUGGUGCUGAUCGCCACGUGACCGCCGCAGGACCGCGCCGCGAUCGCCCGCGCGACAAACGAACUAGUCAAUACU